AUGACGAGCGCUAGGGGUCUCUUACCGUCGAGACCAGCUCUGAAACUGGGAACCUGGAAUGUCAGGACUAUGCUUACUGGUAUUUCAAUUAACCUUGGAAGCAUAAAUGACCUUAGAAAAACUGCAGUUAUAAACAAUGAGCUCUCUAGACUUGAUGUCGACAUUGUUGCACUGCAGGAGACGCGCCUUGCAGAGGCAGCUAGCCUACGCGAGAAAGACUAUACCUUCUAUUGGCAUGGUAAGCCAAAAGAUGAGAGAAGGGAGCAUGGUGUCGGCUUUGCUGUGAAGAAUAGUCUGUUGAAAAUGAUUGAACCUCCAACAAACGGCUCUGAACGUAUUCUCACAAUGAGACUCAACACCACCACUUGCCCUGUGACACUCAUCAGUUUCUACGCGCCAACUCUCAUGGCCUCCUCUGACACAAAGGAUGAGUUUUAUGAAAAUCUCUGUGCCACCCUUCUGAAAGUUCCUCCAAAAGACCAAGUUAUUCUACUUGGCGAUUUCAAUGCCCGUGUUGGUAGUGACUACGAGGCUUGGCCUUCUUGUUUAGGCAAACUCAAUACUAAACCUCAGAAUAAAGUUUCUUGGAGACAUCCACGCAGCAAGCAUUGGCAUCAGCUUGAUCUUGUGCUUGUUCGUAGAUCAAACCUCAAUUCCAUCAAAGUUGUUCGUUCUUAUCACAGUGCUGACUGUGAUACUGAUCAUUUGCUUGUUUGUUGCAAAGUUAAGCUCUCUCCAAAAAAGAUGUUCUUUUCUAAGGCUAAGGGAAAGCCUCGUCUGAACACUGCAAACAUGCAGGAUCCUGUGCUUGUGUCACAAUUUACAAACCUUUUUGAAAAGGAAUAUUCAAUCAUAGAGUCAGAUCAAGCUGAAAAGCGAUGGCAGUCUUUGAAAUCUGCAAUGCACAGCUGUGCACUUGCAACCUUUGGUAGAAAAAAAACCAAGUCUUCUGACUGGUUUGAGACAAAGUCUAAGAUACUUAAUCCUGUUAUUGUGAAAAAGAGGCAAAUGCAGUGCGAGUACAACAAGCACCCCAGUAGAGAAAAUCUGUACAAGCUCCGGCAAGCCAGAAAUGAGGCCAAGCAGAUGGUCAGGCGUUGCGCCAAUGACUACUGGAUGGAGCUGAGUCAGCACAUUGAAAAUGCCUCUGCUACAGGCAAUAUCAGAGCCAUGUAUGAGGGCAUUAAGACUGCAACAGGGCCUACUCAGAUCAAAUCUGCCCCCUUGAAAUCCUCCUCUGGAGAACUUAUUGUGGACAAGGGUAAGCAAUUGGAUCGCUGGAAAGAGCAUUAUUCUGUCCUAUACUCUAGGCAGAGCACUGUUUCUGAGUCCGCACUUGCUGCGAUGGAGCAACUUAGUGUUUUACAUGAGCUUGAUGAGAUGCCUACAAUCUCUGAGCUGAGUAAAGCUAUUGACCAGCUUGCCCCUGGUAAAGCUCCAGGAAGUGAUGAGAUACCUCCUGAUUUAAUCAAACAGUGUCAGACAGUCCUCCUUAAACCUAUUUAUGAUCUUCUUUGUUGUUGCUGGGCAGAAGGUGAAGUGCCACAGGACAUGAGAGAUACUAAAAUAGUUACUCUCUACAAGAAUAAAGGUGAACGGAGUGACUGCAACAAUUUCAGGGGCAUAUCUCUCCUUAGUAUAGUGGGCAAGGUAUAUGCAAGAGUUCUUCUUGUCAGGUUACAAAAGCUUGCUGAGCGUGUCUAUCCUGAAUCUCAGUGUGGUUUCAGGGCAGGCCGAUCAACUAUUGACAUGAUCUUUGCAUCGAGACAGCUUCAGUAG
Penaeus chinensis is the source of this 1779-nucleotide messenger RNA. RefSeq lists its product as uncharacterized. NCBI's taxonomy places the organism in Eukaryota, Metazoa, Arthropoda, Malacostraca, Decapoda, Penaeidae. The record is from RefSeq and is a predicted model, not a curated record. Bases 1 to 1779 code for a protein of 592 amino acids. The transcript has 3 exons. Gene Ontology annotation, molecular function: catalytic activity.